Messenger RNA from Ochlerotatus camptorhynchus, 2373 nucleotides. RefSeq names its product inositol polyphosphate 1-phosphatase (gene Ipp). Gene Ontology annotation, molecular function: inositol-1,4-bisphosphate 1-phosphatase activity. The coding region runs from base 290 to 1375 and encodes 361 amino acids. NCBI's taxonomy places the organism in Eukaryota, Metazoa, Arthropoda, Insecta, Diptera, Culicidae. The record is from RefSeq and is a predicted model, not a curated record. The transcript has 3 exons.
ACCAUCAUAAGGCUUUUCUUAUCCUUGGUUGACGUGCUCGUACAUAUGGACAUAUCGCUGUGUGUCUUAAUUGAUUGGUGAAAAGAUUGGGUCCGUAGAGUUUUUGCACUAGUACAGUAUAUCCUUGAACUCCCUUUUUAGCUCUCCGUUCAUAUACAACUCCCCUUCCUUUUUAACUGUGAUCAAGCUCCCGAAGGUUGUUUAGCAAGUUACACACGAUUCAGCAGAGCCGUACAAUUGUUUAUUCCGAAUAUUGGUCUUGGAAGUGCUUGGUGUAGUGUUUGGAAAAAUGUCAGCCAUCCAAUUGCUGAAGGAACUAAUAAAGGCUUCCGAAAAAGCGGCAAACAUUGCCAGAGUUUGCCGUCAGGAUGAGCAUCUCUUUGGGUUGCUGAUACAGGAAAAGCCCAAGGACGAGGCCAAUGCUAGAUUCGAACAUGAUUUCAAAACACUAGCCGACUGCUUGAUACAGGAAUCUGUAAAAUACGACAUAGGAAAAUUGUUUCCAGAGCUUCGUAAAAAUAUUAGAGGAGAAGAAAAUCCUAAUUUUACCAAUACUUGCGGUGAAUCAGUUGUCAUUUCCGUAUCGGAUGAUCGAAAUGAGACGACAGAAAACCUACAAAAGGUACUGAAUGGCGACAAGACCGCAGCAUUGCGAUUGAUCGAUGAGGUGUAUAGGGAAAUCGAUGUAGAUGAGGAUAAGUGGCAAAUUCCCAACGAAUCCGUUUCUCUUGACCAUGAAAUCACCGAACUGGGCAUAUGGAUUGAUCCUAUCGACGCCACGGCGGAAUAUAUUCAAGCGAAGGAAAAGUACUCGAAAUUUCCUAAUAUCAUGGCGUCUGGGCUUAAGUGUGUAACCGUGCUGAUUGGCGUUUAUGAGACUGCACAAGGCAAUCCAAUUAUUGGCGUUGUGAAUCAACCCUUUGCCAACGAACCCGAGACGAACGAGUUCGAGGGCAAAGUUUAUUGGGGACUUACAAUUGGUGAUUUGAAAUAUAACAACAUAGUGUCUGUUGAAACAGAAGAAAAAAUAGCAGUGCUAUCUCCCACAGAACAAUCAAAAUACGUAGAAUUUCUUAAGAAACAACUAAAAUACGAUAUUAUAUACUCAUCUGGUGCGGGAUAUAAAAUUCUCAAAGUUUGUACCGGGGAAGCUGAACUGUUUCUGCUCAGCCGGGCAAACACUUACAAGUGGGACACUUGUGCUCCGCAAGCGAUUCUACGUUCAUUAGAUGGCGAAUUGUUUGAUUUGCAGGAUACACUGGUGAACAAGUCUUUAAAGAAAAUUUCAUAUCGUGAUACAAAGAUCACUCGUAAUACAGGUGGACUAAUUGCAUAUCGAAACAUCGAAAAAUUCAAAGAUUUCCUUAAAUUAUAAACAGCCGUUUAUGGGAAAUACAAAACUACCUUUAAUUAAAUGUCACAACAACAACAACAACAAAAAAAAAUACUAAAACGACUAAUCAUUAAACCUAACGAAUAAACUGGAAAUAGCGGCUGUUCGUUGUUGGAAACAAUGGUAUUUGGAUAUUUAAAUGUUGAUAGUGUUGAAUACUAGAUGAAAUUACUCUUUGCAAUCCCAAAGGGACAUGUUCUAACCGCUGUUCGCAAAGCCAAAUUUGAUGUAAUCAAAUCCAACUGGCGAAAACCACUCGGAUGGCGAAUAUAAGUAUAGCUCUUUUUUCUUAAGUUUAUUAACCAAGCAUAAACUUAAAUGUGAAACUGAUCAUCUUAAAAACCAAUAGUACAAAACCUUAAUGCUUUCAUAUUUGUAUCAAAUUGAUCUCAUUGCUUUUAAAAUCCCAUCAUAUAAGUUCUUUAAUUUAAAGUAUAUUUUAAUCAUUCUAAACAUACAGGCAUUCAGAUAAAGUUUUGAACACAUAUAAUGGAAAUAUAUGUCUAUUAUAGAUAACCUGUAUUUGGUCGAAUAUCCGUGAAUUCGUACUUAAUAGAAGAUGCUUUUUCUGAUGCGAAUGUGUUUGCACUUUCAAGAUGAGUAUAACAAUAAAAAAAAAUAUCGUUCGGACAGUUGUUCUAAAAUCUGUGAAUCAUUUUUAUUGAAGUAGAAGGCAAUAGGGAAACAUUAUUAUGUGAUGCUAUUUAGAUGACUUUUAGAUUGAUGCAUUUAUUGUAUUGUGGAUCCACGGGUAUCCGUUUUGCGAUCGUAUCUGAUGAUAAAGCUGUACUGCAGAAACAAAUAUAUACAAAUAUCUAUAACCAUUCAGCAAUGUGUGUUAGCGUGAAACGAAUAUUAAACAAGCAUCAAUUAGCGAAGCUUUAAUGUAUAUUUAGAAAUAGUUGUGCAUUUAAAAUGCCGAACAGAUGGUGUAAUAUGUAAUUUAACAGAACAUUAAUAAAUUAUUUGUGAAAAUAAUC